This is a messenger RNA of Aspergillus nidulans FGSC A4, 679 nucleotides long. RefSeq names its product 40S ribosomal protein uS14. The transcript is spliced from 5 exons. Gene Ontology annotation, cellular component: ribosome. Bases 115 to 285 code for a protein of 56 amino acids. Gene Ontology annotation, biological process: translation. Gene Ontology annotation, molecular function: zinc ion binding; structural constituent of ribosome. Lineage: Eukaryota; Fungi; Ascomycota; Eurotiomycetes; Eurotiales; Aspergillaceae. The record is from RefSeq and is a predicted model, not a curated record.
AACCUGAACCUUUUCCUUCCGUCCCCAACGCCAGCGACGCCGACAGCAAGCCCACCGACCACCCUCCCGUCAACACCGUUUUCCCGACGUUCUCAUCCUCGCCGAUUAUUCAAGAUGACUCACGAGUCUGUGUGGUACAGCCGUCCUCGCAAGUACGGCAAGGGUUCCCGUCAAUGCCGUGUCUGCGCUCACCGCGCCGGUCUGAUCCGCAAGUACGGGAUGGACAUCUGCCGUCAGUGCUUCCGUGAGAAGGCCUCCGACAUUGGUUUCUUCAAGUUCCGAUAAAUCAAUCACCAACUUUCUCCCGUCAUGACGAUUCCGUAUCGUGUCCGUACCGGUACCGGUGCCAUCUCAGCCCGUCAAUAGACUAUGCUACUUGGAGGAAGUCGAAUCCCAUUUCAUUCCGAAACACGUACCCGCUUUGCCUGAAGACUAAAAUUCCGACGGGCGCGACAUGAAAGGGCAGGACUAUUGAACACAGGCACGCGAUACGGAAUUAGGACUUGGUUGGGGGCGAUGGAAUGAAAAAAAAUGUGAAAGAAAUUACGGAUACUUAGAAAAAGGAUCGGUCGACUCUUCUUUUUUUUAUGACGAACUGAGCCUUGCGCGGGCGGACGUUUGCGCGUCGUCGGUGUUGACAGACAAUAUCAACUUCUCAAUUCAUGGGUGUUUUUCUAUC